UUCGAAAUGUCUAAAAAGUAAAAUAGCAUUCAAGCCAAGACUUUAACAAUCUCAUCCGAAUUCUUGAUUAUUUAGCUAUCAGUAUCAAAGAUGAUGGAAAUUCUGCCCCUAUCAGCAGCAGACAAAGGAUCUGCAAGACUUCGCCAGGCUUUGAAUAAGGAGUUGUUCAUAUCGCGGUGCAAAAAUCGCCUAAAAGGGAAAAAGAAACUCCAAAAAUACCUUCCAGAGCGAUCUAGUUUCCUAUACGAAUAUUUGGGUACCGGAGGAAAUUUGCAUCUAAAAACCAACAUUUACAAAGACUUCUUAGGAGAGACGGCACGCAGGGAUGAUAUCAAAAACAAAACAAUCAGUUCUAUGAUACCGGAUGAAGUGUUGUGCAGCGCUGAAGAUUACCAACCGCGAAAGUUUAUGACGGCGAUGAUGUUUGCAGAUGUUUCCGGUUUCACAGAUCUUUCGGAAAAAUUCAACCAACCGGGAAAGGGUGGAGCUUCUAAGCUAUCCCAAGUGCUGAACUCAUACAUCGGAGCGAUGGUCCAGGAAAUCCUUUCGCAUGGCGGUGACAUACUGAAGUUCUCCGGUGACGCCCUUUUAGUGCUCUUUAAGGUUACCUCGUCGGUUUCGUUGCCCGAUGCCACCCAUAGAGCUAUCGAUACGGCUAUCAUCAUUCAAAAGUCUUUCGGUGCCUAUGAAACGGAAGUCGGGGUUACACUGCGCGUGAAAAUUGCCAUCUCGGCUGGGGAGGUUCACUUUUCGCUAAUUGGAACAGAGGAUUUUUCCCAUUACAUAGUGAUUGGACAGCCGGUUUGGAAGGUGAAAAUUGCUGAAAAAAUCGCUGAAGCGGGUGAUAUUAUUGUGAACCAUUUGGCCUGGAAUUACAUUCACGACAACGAAUACAUUUCGGAGCAGUGCGAUGACAGGGUACACUUCCGGAUUAAAGGUUUUACGAGUUAUUGGCGGACUACUCAACGCUUGAAUAUUUUUGACGUUCUUCAGAAAGAAAACGAAGAUGAACGUUCGGAAGUUAUGAUUGCCGAUGACGAAAUGAAACUGGAUACGGAAACACUGGAAAUUCGACCAAGUUUAAAGCAUGUGGGAACACGUGUGAUCUCCUCAUCAUUGCGAAGAUUUUUGAUAAAGCCCAUUCUCUUCGCCAUUGACAAUGAGGAACCAAUGGAGUUUUUGACAGAAAUGCGACAGAUAGUAACUGUAUUCUUAAACAUUGUUUUGAGACCGAAAGAAGUGUCCGCGGUAAUUAGUGAGAUUAAUUCUAUUUUGAUAUCGUUAACCAAUCUUGUAAACAGCUACGAAGGUACGGUCAACAAAGUGUCCCUGUUCGACAAGGACGUGAUGUUUUUGAUAAUUUUCGGUUUACGUGGUUUCAAACACGAAUUGGAUAGCCAAUUGGCGUUGCGGUGUGCCGCUGAAAUCCGUGAACUGUACAAGGUGGAUCCCAAAGUUCUGACGGUGUCUAUAGGUGUUACUACUGGUAUCACUUAUUGUGGAGUUGUUGGACACUUUGUGCGCAGGGAAUAUUCUGUUAUUAGUGUUACCGUUAACAAAGCAGCUCGCUUGAUGAUGGCCUAUCCGAAUAAGGUGACAUGCGAUAAGGACACCUUCAUGAUGAGCAAGCUGGAUCCAAUGCACUUCGUUCUCCAAGAAACCAUUGAGCUGAAAGGGUUGCAAAAUGUUGGGCCUAUAUACGAGUUUAAAGAAGUGAUACCGUUAGUAGUAGUAAUAAUUUUUUUAAUUUUCUAUCAAAAUUGUUUUUAUAGCGAACGAGAAAUGGUGAAACCAAUUGAAUAUGAAUAUCCUAUAGUUGGCAGAACGGAAAUAAUAGAAGUUUUUCAAGAAAUGCUCGAAGAUGGAAUGUUUCUAACGCAAUAUUUAGGCACGAAUGAUUCGGACAAGAUUCAAGAGUACACCUAUCAAAGUUGUCUCUUAAUUAGAGGCGAAGCACAAAUGGGUAAAACACGACUUUUGAACGAAAUAUUCCACAUUGCCUUGCGAAACAAAAAAAUCAGUUCGCUCAGAUUGACGCUCUCAAUGAAGGACUGCAAGAAACCUUUUUCCGCUGCAUGCCUAUACCUUUCGAGGCCACUGGGUUUCACCGAGACCAUAACCAGUAUCACGCGUGAAAAUCGAAUUAAACAAUAUUUAAAUGAAUACGAGUUAGAUCAGUACCUUGCGCUGCUGAACGAGAUUCUUGACACCGAAUUUUUGGAAACAGACAUUCUGCGGAUGAUGAAUCGAAACGAACACGCUACCAUGCGACGGAGGUUGUUCGAAUUGUUAUGCCACAAAGCGUUUCAGAAUCUGUGGGUUCUAAUAAUCGAUGAUGUCGAGUUUAUGGACGACGAAUCGUUCGAGCUGUUUGAGAUCCUUUGGAAAAUGCCCCAGGUGAUUACGGUGCUAGCUCUGGGCUACCAGCGACGGCUACCGUCGCAGUACAUGAAGCUCUUCGACAAUCCUCACGUAUGUCAAUUGAAGCUGACCCCGAUCGAUACGCUGCUGCACAAAGCGAUCGCGUGUCAAUUUUUAAAUGUGAACGCUAUUCCACUGGACUUGGAGCGUGCAAUCCACACCAUGAGCAGCGGGAAUCCUGGCUGGAUGAACACCUUCAUGAUGUCACUAAGGCAGAGCGGAUUGCUGCGUAUCAUCCGUAUGGGUUCUUUCGAGGCCCACGCUAAAGGAUAUGUGUUUUGUGAGUCAUCGCUUCUAGUUCGAAGCAGUUUCCGGUCCACAUUGUCCUUUCGGAAGAGCAGCGUCGAUUGGGAGUUAUUUGAAUCGUGCUGCGAAGAUGAUCAGCUGUUUUCUUACACCUUAAACAACCUGUCGAACAAAUUAGUGGAUGUGGCCAGUCUAGGAGCCAGCAUCGAUACUCAAAGCUAUUUCACUUCUUCCUGUCUGGAUGCAUUUCAUCUGAUGCUGUACGAUUCACUGUCUUCAUACGAGCAGUAUGUAUGCAAAUGCGCUGCUGUUUUGGGCCAAAAGUUUCUUCGUGUGGCUCUUAUUUUCGUCAUUGCACAGUACAAGGAACGGGAUGUGGCUAUUGCUAUUCAAAAACUUUUCGACCUUCAAAUUUUGUCCUGUGCGAUCGGUGACUUUAGUUCAGGACUCAGCUUAAAUCAAAAGAACGUCAACACCGAACAUCUAGAAAGAGGAACUUGUAGCUGCAUAAACUUAACCAUUUCUCUAGCAUGCUGGGAGUUACCUCGUUACGCUGCGUGUGGAUACUCAAAAUUUAAUUCUAAUCUAUUCCGCCAGACUGUCUACAAUUUGCUCACCGAGGAGCAGAAGACCGAGUUUCAUAGCCGAGCGCUAACAUUCAUAGAACGUGAGACUAAGAAAUGUGACGCAUGUGGAGGCGUAUCCUUCCGUAACUUGAUAACCAGCGAUGACGACUUCGAAGUUAUAAUGGGAUUUAGAACACGACGCGAGUCUGACCUAUCAUAUCAAAAUCUUGUACGCAAAAAUGGAACAAGCAGAUUCUCAAUACAGUCGGAUAAGCGGAGCACAAAAAUGCGUGAUCUGUUCUGGUGGAGAAAAUCGAAUGAUCCACGAGAGAAAAUACCCAUCUUAAGCUAUAAAGAAUACGAUUUCAGUAAAUGCCGUUGCCAUAUGAUUUUGUAUACGAUGUACAAUGAAAUAGUAUUCCAUAGCCACGGAGCUGGUAUGGUGGAGAAGCAUAUCGAGGCACAAAUUGAGUUAGCGAACAUUUGCAUCAAGAUUGCCAAUAUUCCCAAAGCGAUUCAGAUGUUGGAAAGCGUGCAAAAUCAAAUGAAGGAAAUCGACCGAUCGGAUAAUAUUGGGUUGGUAACGUAUUUGAAAGGACGACUGUUCACGUUGCUGGCAAUUUGUCGCUUCAAACUGGAACAGUACGGCCUGGCAACAGAGUUCUUCUAUAUGGCGUCCGAAGUCAUGGGAUUACAGUUCCCCAAAUCGAACAACACUGCCGCUAUUCAGUUUGCGUUAGUAUAUCGUAAGGUGAAGAAAUUGGUCGCCAAGAAACAGUUGCGCACCUUCGAUAAACCCAAAUCAAUAUGGUACAUACUGAUAGCAUCGCAAUUAUCGGCAUGUUUUGGAGGGAUGCUGCAUCUUUUUCGCAAGCUAACCAAAUGGAAACUGGCGGAGCUAGCAGCCGUUUCGAGUUUGAAGCACGCUUUGAAAUACCGUCGUAAUCCGUCUAUUUUAGUAGAGGCUUUUGCCGGAUUUUUUCAGAUAGCGUUCCAUACGGGACUCUCGGAUGGGAUCGUCUGGAUGCAGGAGAAAUCUUUGAACAUAAUUGCUGAUAACGUCAACUAUGUUGACAUGGAUUAUUUGAAAUCUGUAGUGCGAUAUUACACUGCUCUUCUGAUGUGCCAAACAAUACGGUCUACUAAACAACUUUCAAUCGAACUGGGCAAAGUCGUACUUAAUAUUACGGACACACUGCAGUAUAGAACCGGUGACUGGGAUAUCAUCCCGAUCCUCGCCGAGUUAUUGAUAUCGCAUCGAAAAAUCUCAGAAGCGGUAAACAUGUUGUGGAGCUUCCAGAGUCGCUACACAGAGAGCUCCGCUCGGGCCUGGUAUUAUGCGAUCGCGAUGGAUAUUCUGCUGGAUACAAGUUGCUGCAUCGAAACGUACAAGAGCUGUGUAAGCUUUUUCCUUAAAAAUCGUGAAGCACUAGGAUAUCAGCCCGAUGCGUGUUGCGUUACCAGACUAUAUGCAGAUCUAUGGCUCUGGUGUGUUCGAUACGAAGCUUGGGAAGCGGCCGACGCCUGGAUGGAUAAGUUUCGAGAAGUGUUUGUACUUACUGCACACGAUUCUUUGAUCAACGUUCAUACAGCGAUUCGCGUUUUGGAAGGAUUUAUUUUGACUCUCGUCUCCAAGGUUGAAACAAGAGAUAUCUUAGCGAUAGUACGUCUCCAAGAGGAUAUUGAAAAACUGAUUGAAAGCAUUGGCGAUGCUUUGGUCAUUAGUCGCUGUCAUGAGGCGAAAUACAAACUACUCAAAAUUUACUACCACCAAGUAAUAGAACCUAGAAGCGAUGUUUUACGUAAAUUAACCAGUCUUCGAAAGUUGGCAUUCGCACGCAAUGACCACCUUUGCGCUGAAAAAAUUCUCCAUACAAUUCAGUAUUGGAGCUGUGGAUUGUCUCCGAAGAUUGAAACAUUUUGGCUGGACCACUGUUCGGUUGAUAGCGUGCCCUCUGCAUUGGAGCAGGAGACUACCGAUGGACCGAUCUCGGUUGAGUGUCGCUACAACUACAUCAAUUGCAUUCUUAAUUACGAACGAAUUUAUCCGUACUCUUUGCCUCUUCCGAGAGCAAGAUAUUUUUAAAAUAUGUAUAUGCAAGCUGCUUUUUUGUUCGAACUAGUUUGGUGAAUUGUUGCCAUAUUUAUUUUUAAUAAAUUAAUAUGAGUUGUAUACGUUUUGGCUAUGGUGUAAUAAUCUUUAAAAAGACCAACGUUGGGUAGUGCUAUCGUAAGAGCUUCACAAUACAACACUGAUAGAACGGACACAUAAACGGAACCAGACAAAAACACUAAUUUU
This is a messenger RNA of Wyeomyia smithii (pitcher-plant mosquito), 5532 nucleotides long. Its product is annotated as adenylate cyclase type 10-like. Bases 91 to 5319 code for a protein of 1742 amino acids. The record is from RefSeq and is a predicted model, not a curated record. NCBI's taxonomy places the organism in Eukaryota, Metazoa, Arthropoda, Insecta, Diptera, Culicidae. Gene Ontology annotation, biological process: cyclic nucleotide biosynthetic process; intracellular signal transduction. Gene Ontology annotation, cellular component: cytoplasm. The transcript has 21 exons. Gene Ontology annotation, molecular function: adenylate cyclase activity.